AUGCCCCCCUUCGUCUCGCGCAAGCGUGUCUCCGACGAGGAUCCGCCCGCGCCCAAACGUCAUAAUGCGACGCCCGCCGUCGCCGCUGCCACCGUACUCGACGACACCGACUCCUCCUCCAGCGACUCGUCAUUAAGCGACGUCCCUAACGACUUACAAGACACCCCAAACCCAGGUACCACCAAUGAAGAUUCAGACGAGGACAGCGAGUCCGAGGAGGAGGUCGAUUGGGAGGAUGCGUUCGAGUCCGGCACCGCCAGCGCCAGCGCCAGCGCCGGGGCCGCCACGCCACUGACACCCUCGAUCCUCGCUCCUCACCACCACCACCAACACCAGGACCUCGAAUUGACCCUCGACAAGAACGAAGUCCACCUGGCCGACAUCGUCGAGGGCAAGAAGGCUCCCUCCAAGAUCGAGCGCCAGAUCCGCAUCACCACCCACUGCCUGCACGUGCGCUUCCUGCUCUACCACAACGCUCUGCGCAACGCCUGGGCCAACGACCCGGAACUCCACGAGAUCCUCCGGCGGAAACUCCCACCUGCCCUGCACAAGGAAGUCAAGAAAUGGCGUGUCUCGUCGGGGUUGGAGCUGCCAGAGCAGAAGCCGCCGGAAAAGAAACCAACCCGCAAGGGCAAGGGCAAGGGCAAGCAAAAACAGAGUCGUCCGUCUGAGCGGGACUGGACCGAGGGCUCCGAGCGGUUGGAGGCAGGACAGCCCGACAUGAGUCGCGGGGACCCGAUCAUCCCACUGCUCAAGGUGCUGGCCGCCUAUUGGAAGAAGCAGUUCACGAUCACGGCGCCGGGCCUCCGCAAGCAGGGGUACCGACCGAUGGCGCAGCUGGAAGCGCAGAUCGCCUCCCUCCGGAAAGACGAGCACGAUCCCGCCGUCCACGGGGAGCGGAUCGCGGACCUCGACGAGUUCCGCCAGGCGGCCGAGCGCAUGCAGGGCUCGCGCGAUCUGGGCGCGCAGCUCUUCACGGCGCUGCUCCGCGCCCUCGGCAUCGAAGCCCGACUGGUGGCCAGCUUGCAACCGCUGGGGUUUGGUUGGACCAAAGCCGAGACCUACACCCCCAAGCAGCAACCGACCAAGCCCGCCGACACCGAGCCGACGACCGACGCAUCGACUGCAGCGGCCGAGACGGACGAGGUCGUCGGCCUCGAAUCCGACAGCAGCAGCGACGCCGAGACCAAACCGCCAUCGCGCAGCAGCAACAGCAACCGCAACAGCAAGAACCCCAAGGGAUACGACAAAGACCUCCCAUUUCCGAUCUACUGGACCGAAGCGGCCUCGCCGAUCACGCACGAGAUCAUCCCGGUCGACGCGCUCGUCCUCCCCAACGCCGUGGCCACCACUCCAGAGCUACAAGCGGCCUUCGAACCGCGGGGCGCCAAAGCUGAGAAGGCCAAACAAGUGAUCAGCUACGUGAUCGCGUAUUCCUCCGACAAGACGGCCAAAGACGUGACGACGCGGUACCUCCGACGACGGACCUGGCCCGGCAAAACCAAAGGCUUCCGCAUCCCCGUUGAGAAGAUCACCAUCCAGCCGCAAAACAAAAACAAACGCAGCCGCGCCGCAGCCCCAACCGUAAUCACCUACGACUGGUCGCGCGUCGUCCUGCGCAUCUAUGAACGCUCCCCGAAGCACGAGACAGCCCUCGACACCCUAGAAAACAGCACCACGCUCCUCCCCAACCAACCCGAACGCAAAAACCCCACCACUAGUGACAAACCCGCCGACACCCUCCAAAGCCUCCGCACCUCCCCCGAAUUCGUGUUAGAGCGCUUCCUCCGCCGCGAAGAAGCCCUCCAACCGGGCGCCCAACACAUCCGCACCUUCACGUCGGGCAAAGGCCCCAAAGCCAAAACGGAACUCGUCUACCGCCGCGCCGACGUCGUGAAAUGCCAAUCCGCGGAGAGCUGGCACAAGGAAGGCCGGCAGAUCCUACCGGGCCAAGCCCCCCUGAAACACGUGCCCAUCCGCGCCGUCACCCUGCUCCGCAAGCGCGAGGUGGACGAGUACGAGCGCGAGACCGGCCAGAAGCCCAAGCAGGGCCUGUACGCCAAGUACCAGACGGAGUAUAUCAUCCCCCCGCCCAUCGUCGACGGCGUCAUCCCCAAGAACGACUACGGGAAUAUCGACUGCUUCGUCCCGAGCAUGGUGCCCCGGGGCGCGUGUCAUGUCCCCUGGCCGGGGACGGUGCGCAUCUGCAAGAAGUUGGGCAUCGAUUACGCGGAGGCCGUUACGGGGUUCGAGUUCGGGUCCAAGAUGGCGGUCCCCGUGAUUCAGGGGGUGGUGGUCGCGGUGGAGAAUGAGGACCUCGUUAAGGAUGCGUGGCGCGUAGAGGAGGCGGAGAAACGGAAGAAGGAGGCCCGCAAGGCGGAGGCGAGGAUCUUGCAGACCUGGCGCAAGUUUUUGUUUGGGUUGCGAAUUGCCCAGCGCGUGCGGGAGGAGUAUGGGGGUGGGGAUGAGGGCGAGGAGGGCGAUCUGGAGAGGGAGGAGAGGAAUCCGUUCACGAGGCAGGUGGUGGGGGCUGCUGCGGGGGGGGCGGAUGAGGGGGGUCUUGGGAGUGUCGGGGGGACGACACCGGGGUUUGAAGCUGGUGAUGGUGGCGGGUUCUUACUCCCCGGCGAGGACGACGAGGCAGAUCGCGGCGGAGGCUUCCUUCUCCCUGGCGAGGGCGAAGGCGACUCGUCAGACCGAGGCGGAGGCUUCCUCCUUCCCGACCAAGAAGGCGAAGUCGACGACGAAGACGACAACGACGACAACGACAACGAAAAGCUGAUCAUCGUCCAUCAACGUCGCAAACGGGCUACCCCGCCUCUAGCUGUCGCUGCUGAUACUGAUGGUGACGACGACGAUAGACCCGCGACUGCUCCCAGCGAUAGCGACGAGGAGAUGACCGGGACCGGCGCCGGCGCUGGCUCCGGUAAAUCCCAAGCAGACGCCAUCUCGCUCAGCUCUUCCAGCUCCGACGAGGAACUGUCCCCUCCUCCGGACGAGAUUCCCGACUCGGAAGACGACGAUGACGAGUUUGUUGCCGAGUAUAAACCGCCGCCGACACGCAGACGCACGCGUGGUGGGGGUAGAGGCAGAGGUAGAGGCAGAGGUAGAGCGAGAGGGAAAUGAUGGCCUGCCUGCUUGCUUGCUUACAGCCCAGGCGCUUUUGGUAUAUCUUUUGAUCAGUGGCGUUGGUGGAUUGGAACCCUGAAUCGGAUCAUGGAGAAUAGACAGGUGGUGUAUGGUGUACACUGGCCGGAAGUGAAAUACGAAACAUGUAUU
Aspergillus brunneoviolaceus CBS 621.78 is the source of this 3279-nucleotide messenger RNA. Its product is annotated as Rad4 family protein. Gene Ontology annotation, biological process: nucleotide-excision repair; mismatch repair. Gene Ontology annotation, molecular function: damaged DNA binding; single-stranded DNA binding. The transcript has a single exon. Lineage: Eukaryota; Fungi; Ascomycota; Eurotiomycetes; Eurotiales; Aspergillaceae. Gene Ontology annotation, cellular component: nucleotide-excision repair factor 2 complex; nucleus; cytoplasm. The coding region runs from base 1 to 3126 and encodes 1041 amino acids. The record is from RefSeq and is a predicted model, not a curated record.